AUGUACUCGCUACCAACCCCGCGAUCUGAGCCUGACACGCGAUGGAUGCCUGCUAUUGCUACGGUCAGCUUGGGGGUAGCUCAUCUGCAUUCGCUGCCGGCCAAGAUUGAAGCCGCUGCGCAGAAUGGUCAGCAGGGUUUAGAACUCUUCCAUGAUGAUCUCGCGCAGUUCUCCAAAUCCAUACGCCGUCAUACCGAUAACGGAACGGCGGCCUGGACCGAUCGCGACUAUGAGAUCGCUGCGGCGCACGCCAUCCGCGAUCUAUGCGCGAAGCGGGGCCUCAAAGUGUUGGCUCUACAGCCAUUCCGGCACUACGAAGGCCUACUGGACCCGAUUCAACAUGCCCAGCGCAUCGACGAAUUGAAGCACUGGGUGGAGCUUUCCAAAAUUCUUGGCGAUGACCUCUUCAUCCUCAUUCCCUCUUCCUUCCUCGGCCCGUCUCAAAUCACGGGUGACCGAGAUCGACUAGUGGCCGAUCUAGGACAAGCCGCGGAUGUGGCAUUCCCAAUCCGUAUUGCAUAUGAGGCAUUGGCGUGGGGUACAUACAUUAAUACCUGGGAGGACAGCUGGGACAUCGUCCGGCGGGCAAACCGGCCGAAUCUGGGCAUUUGUUUGGACACAUUCAAUAUCGCAGCAAGGCUGUGGGCUGAUCCGACCAGCGCAACGGGGCGCCUGCCAGCCUACGCAGACGUCGAUCUACAGGAAUCGAUGCAACGACUUGUGCAGGAAAUCCACCCCAAGUGGGUCAUGAUGGUACAGCUAGCUGAUGGAGAACGAACCGACCCCCGGGCAGAGUACCUUCAAACACCAAGUAUGCCCAAGCUACUUUUAUGGUCACGGAAUGCUCGUCUGUUUCCGUGCGAGGAAGACCGGGGUGGAUAUCUGCCUAUUUACACGGUCGCAGAUGCAUGUCUUAAUGGGCUAGGCUACACUGGAUGGGUCAGUAUGGAAGUAUUCUCCCGAACUACUGGAGAGUCUAAGCCAUCGGUACCCAAUGAGCAUGCUGCAAGAGCAGCGCAAUCAUGGCAGCGGAUGUUGCAGCAGCUGGAUGCGAAAGGUGGAAAAGCUCGGUUAAGCUAG
Messenger RNA from Penicillium daleae, 1080 nucleotides. RefSeq names its product sugar phosphate isomerase/epimerase family protein. The record is from RefSeq and is a predicted model, not a curated record. Lineage: Eukaryota; Fungi; Ascomycota; Eurotiomycetes; Eurotiales; Aspergillaceae. The coding region runs from base 1 to 1080 and encodes 359 amino acids. The transcript has a single exon.